UAUAAGCAAGAAAUUUUAGUCAAACGUAUUAAAGAAAAUGACACUGUCAAUGGAAAAAUGGGUCGGUCAAGUUGCGGUAGUGACUGGAAGCAGUGCUGGGAUUGGCCUUUCUAUUACAGAAAAACUAGUUGAACAUGGAAUGAAAGUAGUUGGAUUGGCUCGUCGGAAAGUUUUAAUGGAAGAGCAUAAGAAUCGAUGGAAGAACAAAAAAGGAACAUUUCAUCCCGUCCAAUGUGACAUAACGAAGGAAUCUGAUCUUGUGAACGCUUUUGAAUGGAUAAAGAAAAAUUUGGGCCCAGUGUCGGUGCUGAUUAAUAACGCUGGCAAAGGCGGCGAUACGACUUUAAUAAAUGGUGAUGUUGAAUUAUGGAAAGGUAUUUUCGCCCUCAACGUUCUAGGUUUAUGUAUAGCCACUAGGGAGGCAAUCAAUCAUAUGAUAGAAAGCAAUAUUAAUGGUCACGUAAUCCAUAUAAACAGUAUUGCAGGUCAUUAUAUACCAUUUCACCAAUACUCAAAUAUAUAUCCUGCAUCCAAAUUCGCAGUAACUGCAUUGGUGGAGACAUUAAGAAGGGAACUCAAUCUAACUAAGUCUAAAAUUAAAAUCAGUGAUAUCAGUCCAGGGUUGGUAAAUACCGAAAUAGCAAAUGACUUGCCUAGUGAUUCUUUCUUAGCACACGCUGUAGCUAACCCAAACAAUUUGAAAUGCGAAGAUAUAGCUGACGCUGUUAUAUAUGUUUUAUCCACACCACCCCAUGUGCAGAUUCACGAAUUGAUCGUAAAGCCUGUUAACGAAGCAUGGUAAAAAUGCCUAAGGAACACAUGCAAAUCAUCUAUUUGUAACUGUAGUUUAUAAUAAACGCUUUUUAAGACAA
This is a messenger RNA of Sitophilus oryzae (rice weevil), 872 nucleotides long. Its product is annotated as farnesol dehydrogenase-like. Bases 38 to 802 code for a protein of 254 amino acids. The record is from RefSeq and is a predicted model, not a curated record. The transcript has 6 exons. Gene Ontology annotation, molecular function: oxidoreductase activity. Lineage: Eukaryota; Metazoa; Arthropoda; Insecta; Coleoptera; Curculionidae.